Protopolystoma xenopodis is the source of this 336-nucleotide messenger RNA. NCBI's taxonomy places the organism in Eukaryota, Metazoa, Platyhelminthes, Monogenea, Polystomatidea, Polystomatidae. The record is from the annotation of a GenBank genome assembly.
AUGCGACUUGUCGUCAGGCUCAGUUCAUCGCUCAGCUGUGACGCGUGUGAUUUCGGAGGAGUCGAGAGCAAGCAAUUGAUAGUCUUUUGUGCUCCACAAAUUGAGGCCGAGCCGAUUGUCUAUGCCGGUCUUGGUGCUCCAGUUCAACUCCGUUGCUCCGUGAAGUCAGUACCACUGCCUCCGAUGAAUAGUCAGACUUUUUGGCAUUUUCGUGGAAGCAGUAUUCGGGAAAGUAUGAGAGCCAAGUACAUAAUGCUCUCAGGUCUGUCACACUCGACAAGCGAGCCUGGCAUCCAGGUCUCUGAUGAUGAUGCCGGUAUGCCGGGCACAAUGUAG